Drosophila ananassae is the source of this 1529-nucleotide messenger RNA. Its product is annotated as tubulin alpha-3 chain. NCBI's taxonomy places the organism in Eukaryota, Metazoa, Arthropoda, Insecta, Diptera, Drosophilidae. The transcript is spliced from 3 exons. Gene Ontology annotation, molecular function: structural constituent of cytoskeleton; GTP binding. Bases 87 to 1445 code for a protein of 452 amino acids. Gene Ontology annotation, cellular component: microtubule; cytoplasm. The record is from RefSeq and is a predicted model, not a curated record. Gene Ontology annotation, biological process: microtubule cytoskeleton organization; mitotic cell cycle.
UUUGCCUUGUCAAUGAUAUAAAAAUAGUAAUUUUUUUUGGAUGGAUUAUUUUUACGAAAUUAUCUGUAAAGUUUAAGAGAUGAUACAUGGCUGGCAAGGGCGAGAUCAUCCAGAUCCACAUCGGCCAAGCGGGUGUCCAGAUAGCCAACGCCUGUUGGGAGCUCUACUGUUUGGAACACGGCAUCUUGGCCAAUGGAAGAGUGAUGCAAAGGCCCGUCGAUGACGCGUUCCUCACAUUUUUCGAAUUCACCAGCGCGAAUACAUGUGUGCAGCCCCGCAUUGUCAUGAUCGACACCGAGCCCACGGUUAUCGAUGAAAUCCGAACUGGCGCCUACCGAAAUCUUUUCCACCCGGAUACUCUUAUCUCGGGCAAGGACGACAGUGGCAGUAACUUCGCCAGGGGCUAUAAUUUGAUGGCCAGUGAGCUCCUAGAGCGCUCCAUGAAUGCGAUUCGUCGGGUGGCCGAUCGUUGCCGGAAUCUGCGAGGCUUCCUUGUUUUCCGAGCCAUUGGUGGAGGAUCAGGCUCCGGUCUGGGUACUCGAAUAAUGGAGAAACUUUUAGAUGAUUUUGGCAGAAAGAUGACGGUUAUAGAGUUUCUGGUCUAUCCAUCGCCUUCGAUAUCCCCUGUGAUCGUAGAGCCGUACAACGCCCUAUUGGCCGCCCACUUUUCCAUGGACUGCGCGGAUGUUUCCUUUAUAGUGGACAACGAGGCUCUCUAUGAUAUCUGCGCUAAUACCCUGAAUGUCCCCGCUCCCACCUAUACGAAUCUGAACCGGAUUAUUGGGCAGGUGGUCUCCGGAUUUACAGCAUCGUUGCGCUUCGGCGGAGGGUCCAGCGUGAGCUUCCAGGAGCUCCAGACGAACUUGGUGCCGUACCCGCGAAUCCACUACCCUCUGAUCAACUACGCACCUCUGGUGCCCAUCUCCCACUCCCAGUUCGUCAAUAUGUCGACGGCCCAGCUGACCGGGCAGUGCUUCCAGAUGAGCAACCAAAUGGUCAGGUGCAACCCCUCGCACGGCAAAUACAUGUCGUGCGUCCUGCUGUAUCGUGGGGAAAUCGCUGCCAACGAGAUCAAUACGGCGCUGGAGAACAUAAAGAGGACAAAGUCGUUUCGAUUCGUGGACUGGUCGCCCACGGGCUUCAAAAUAGGAGUCUGCGGUAUGCCGCCGAUAUAUGUUCCUGGCGGCGACCUGGCGCCCACCAAUCGCGCCUGCGUGGCCAUAUCGAACAACACCAACAUCCGGAUAGCCUGGUGCCGGCUGGUGAACAAGUUCGACAAACUGUAUCAGAAGCGGGCCUUCGUUUAUCACUAUGUGGGUGAGGGGCUCGAGGAGGGAAACUUUUCCGAGGCCUCGGAGAAUAUCUGUCAGCUGGUCCACGACUAUCUGGAAGUGGAUGCCUCUGCUCCAACUUCCAACCACGAUUCCGGCGACGACGAAGACUAGUGGCCCUUAUCCACCCAAAGCCCUUUCUCCCUUCAGCAUCUGUGUUGUUCGAAAAAAUUAUUAAAUUCCCCGUGGCACAUUUUA